AUGGGGAUGGUCAGCACGGAGCUGUCCACACAGUGGACUCUGAUCCGCCCUGGCUUUUCCCGGAUUGUGGACAGCACAACUGUAUCACGAGCACACAUUGGCAUAGGCCUCCCUGCAGUUUCCAGCUAUGCCAAAUGGCACAGGGUGGAUUAUGCCACUUUGAGACUAGACCAAGCCCUUUCUGGAGAAAUUGGUCUGGGAGACUCAAAUCAGGAGCAUCUGGGACAUCUGCUCCGGAUCCCUCUGCACAAAGGGAAGUCUCUGAGGAACACCCUGAAGGAGCAAGGACUGCUGGAGGACUUUCUGAGGAGACACCUGUAUGAGUUCAGUGAGAAGAACUCCAACAUCGGGGUGGUGGCCAGUGAGCCUCUGAUCAACUAUCUAGAUAGUGAGUACUUCGGACUGAUCUACGUUGGAACACCACCCCAGGAGUUCAAGGUGGUGUUUGACACAGGCUCCUCAGAACUCUGGGUACCCUCUGUGUACUGCAGCAGCAAAGUUUGCAGAAACCACAACCGCUUUGACCCAUCCAAGUCCUUCACCUUCCAGAAUCUGAGCAAGCCCCUGUUUGUCCAGUAUGGUACUGGCAGUGUGGAGGGCUUCCUGGCCUAUGACACUGUCACGGUCUCUGAUAUUGUAGUUCCCCAUCAGACUGUGGGCCUGAGUACCGAGGAGCCAGGUGACAUCUUCACCUACUCUCCAUUCGAUGGCAUCCUGGGCCUGGCCUACCCUACUUUUGCCUCCAAGUACUCAGUACCCAUAUUUGACAACAUGAUGAACAGGCACCUGGUGGCCCAAGACCUGUUCUCCGUUUACAUGAGCAGGAAUGACGAAGGGAGCAUGCUCACGCUGGGGGCCAUCGAUCAAUCCUACUUCAUAGGCUCACUGCACUGGGUGCCUGUGACUGUGCAAGGAUAUUGGCAGUUCACAGUGGACAGGAUCACAAUCAAUGACGAGGUGGUGGCUUGUCAAGGCGGCUGCCCUGCUGUUCUGGACACAGGCACUGCCCUGCUGACAGGGCCUGGUAGAGACAUCCUCAAUAUUCAGCACGCCAUUGGAGCUGUGCAGGGCCAUCAUGACCAGUUUGACAUUGACUGCUGGAGGCUGAACUUCAUGCCCACGGUUGUCUUUGAGAUCAAUGGUAGGGAGUUCCCACUGCCACCCUCCGCCUAUACCAACCAGUUCCAGGGCUCCUGCUCCAGCGGCUUCAGGCAUGGCUCCCAGAUGUGGAUCCUUGGAGAUGUGUUCAUUCGGGAGUUCUACAGUGUGUUUGACAGGGCCAACAAUCGUGUCGGACUGGCCAAGGCUAUCUGAUUAUACAACUACACACACACACACACACAC
Messenger RNA from Rattus rattus (black rat), 1344 nucleotides. Its product is annotated as chymosin-like. Gene Ontology annotation, molecular function: aspartic-type endopeptidase activity. Bases 1 to 1314 code for a protein of 437 amino acids. The record is from RefSeq and is a predicted model, not a curated record. Gene Ontology annotation, biological process: proteolysis. The transcript is spliced from 11 exons. NCBI's taxonomy places the organism in Eukaryota, Metazoa, Chordata, Mammalia, Rodentia, Muridae.